AUGGAGCUAGAGGCCAUGAGGAGAUACACCAGCCCAGUGAACCCAGAUGUCUUCCCCCAUCUGACUGUGCUGCUCUUGGCCAUUGGCAUGUUCUUCACCUCCUGGCUCUUCGUUUAUGAGGUUACUCCCCCAAGUGCACUCAGGAUAAUCUAUAAAGAGCUCCUCAUCCCUUUGGUGGCCUCGCUCUUCCCGGGCUUUGUCGUCCUCUUCUUGCUGCUCUGGGUUAGCAUCUUCAUAUGA
Messenger RNA from Nyctereutes procyonoides (raccoon dog), 240 nucleotides. Its product is annotated as transmembrane protein 258-like. Bases 1 to 240 code for a protein of 79 amino acids. Gene Ontology annotation, biological process: protein N-linked glycosylation. NCBI's taxonomy places the organism in Eukaryota, Metazoa, Chordata, Mammalia, Carnivora, Canidae. The record is from RefSeq and is a predicted model, not a curated record. Gene Ontology annotation, cellular component: membrane-bounded organelle. The transcript has a single exon.